AAAAGUCCUGCGAUUACAACUUGAUAAUAAAUUCAGUUGGGAUCCAAGCAGACGGUGACCGAUGUUGCAUAAUGUUUGCAAUGGAGUUUCUGUGUGCUAGGCGCUUAGUAAGUGGGCGGUUUUGUUUUGAAAUUGAAAUGUGUUUGUCACACACAACAAAAGUUGGCUGGAACAUACAAUGUUACGUAUAUAAAAUAUCAGAGACGCUGCGACAAUUACUAGAGAAAGGUUGAGAAUCUCAAGUGCAAAAGAAGGGGGGGCUUAAUGCAUCCUCGUGCUGGAGUGUUUGCCGCACAAGUGCUGCCUAAUUCCGUAACUUAUCAGCAGAUGACGUCAUAGGAUAUUGCAGUAUCAUUUCCGUUAUCAGCUGCCUUGAAAUGAAUUGCAGUUAAUUGACCUAUAAGUACUGAGUGGUGAGACUGCCUUAGUCCAGUAGUGGUGACUGUCUCGGAGAAUCCGCGCUAGGUCCUGACGUAGGGAAGUAAAAAUGAGUGUGUAUCAGGCAGUGCAACCGGAGUACACGACGUCUGACAGUAGUGAUGCGGACAGAAACGUUACGUUGGACUACUCGAGGCUGUUACUCGAUUCGGACACACUGAUGUACAACUUGGAAGAGUAUGCAGCGAAGGACAAAAAAGCUACUGAGGACGUAGACACGUUAUUGCUGUACAACAAUAACUUGGAUACACUGCCGGCAAGCGUUUCGAAGUUCACAAAUCUAAAAAUGCUUGAUAUCAGUUACAAUAAUAUAACCCACCUUCCAGAAGCAUUAACGGAAUGCAGACUCACCUCCCUCAUAGCAAGGAAUAAUAUGUUGGAAAAUGACUCCUUCCCUAAAUCGUUUGGUGCACUUACCAGUUUGAAAGAACUGAAUUUAAGUGGUAAUAGUCUAACGUCAUUCCCACAGCAAAUUUUGGAUCUUACAGCACUGAAGUACUUGUACCUUGGUUCUAACAGCAUCACCAACAUCCCAAAAGACGUCUGGAAAUUACAAAGUUUACAGUACUUGUACAUGGGUGGCAAUAAACUUCAAGAAGUACCUGCAUCUGUUGGUAAACUCAAAAACCUUCAGGCUUUGGUGCUGUGUGAUAACUUGUUGGAAAGUCUGCCAGCAGCUAUAGCAAAUCUUAAGUUCCUGAAGUCACUUCUGCUACACAAGAACCGUUUAACAGUUCUUCCACCAGAAAUUGUGGGUCUAAACAGCCUUGCAGAAUUGAGUCUCAGGGACAACCCACUUGUGGUGAGGUUUGCCACGAACAUGUCUCUGGACCCUCCAACACUGUUGGAGCUGGCAGCGCGCACAGUGAAGCUUGCUAACGUCACAUACUCUCCAUAUGACCUCCCAAGAACUCUUGUACAUUACCUGGACAGUGCACACCACUGUGUCAAUCCUCACUGCAAAGGAGUGUAUUUCGACAGCCGAGUGGAACACGUGAAAUUUGUCGACUUCUGUGGCAAAUACAGGAUACCGCUGAUGCAAUAUCUAUGCUCUUCACGUUGUAUCAGCGAAUCGUCCCCUUCGUCAGCAAGCGAGUCUUCGGAAGAGGAAGCGUGUCAUAUGGUGAAGAGAGUACUGCUUGGCUGAUUGUUGACUCGCUGCAAAGUUUUGUCGUUACAGGCUUAUUGCUGCUGAUGUUGGCAAGUCAUUGACAUGAUUUUUGGUGUAAAGAAUAGGGUGUGUGUUGUGCAGUGAAUGUCAAUACAAGCAAAGUUUUUCUUUCUGUUAGUUGACUUCCUGCCCUUCGCAAUGUUCCAUAUGCCAUUCUACUCAGUCCAAAGUGUGUGUCUGAUAAGUAACUUCGGCAUUUUAUCGGCUGAAUACUAGACACACAGUGGGAUAUCAGAAGCAUAUCUAAGGGAAAAGAAUGUUAUGAUGUAUCACAAAAUCUCUGAAAGCCUGUCAUCUAUGGUGCGUGCCCCGUGAAACAUUCAGUGUAAUGGAAUUAACAUUUCUCUGAUUGUAACAGUGGGAGGUGAAGCAGUGAUGCACCGAUGGAGGAGUUAGCGUUUCUGUAGUGAACAAAGGAAGAAGAGGAUUGAAGCUUGUGAGAGACUAAGAGGAAGAGGGGUGAUGGGGGAGGGGGGGGG
Messenger RNA from Schistocerca nitens (vagrant locust), 2088 nucleotides. Its product is annotated as leucine-rich repeat-containing protein 58. Gene Ontology annotation, molecular function: protein binding. The record is from RefSeq and is a predicted model, not a curated record. The transcript has 4 exons. The coding region runs from base 488 to 1585 and encodes 365 amino acids. NCBI's taxonomy places the organism in Eukaryota, Metazoa, Arthropoda, Insecta, Orthoptera, Acrididae.